UUUGCCUCCGUUAUUUGUGAAGGUAGGAGAUGGCCAAGUCCUUGCGAAAGCCGUUCAGAAGGAUUCAGGCCAACUUGAAAGAACGAAUAAAAGAGAGGAACAAGAAAUGGACAGGGCUGGGGAAAGCCUAUGAGCCCUUGUCUACAAGUGCCAACGGCACAACCAGCAGCCCUGUGCGACUGAAGAGCAUCCAAGCCAACAACAGAGCUCUAGCUCUGGCUUUGCAUGAGGAGAAGCUCAAAGUGAGAGAAGCCCGAGAUGCCUUUCUGUGUUUAAAGGGAGAGAAUCAAUGCUUGAAGUUUCAGAUCUUUUAUUUACAAACACUGCUUCAAUCACAGCAAGUGCAGGCACCUGCUGAGGUAUUUUGA
Messenger RNA from Gymnogyps californianus (California condor), 368 nucleotides. Its product is annotated as shugoshin 1-like. The record is from RefSeq and is a predicted model, not a curated record. Gene Ontology annotation, cellular component: chromosome, centromeric region. Lineage: Eukaryota; Metazoa; Chordata; Aves; Accipitriformes; Cathartidae. The transcript has 2 exons. The coding region runs from base 30 to 368 and encodes 112 amino acids.